CCCAGCGGGCAGCGCGCGCCGCCCGCACACCGCCCACCACACGCCGGCAGCAGUAGGGAUCGCGCGCUCCCGGCACCGAGCAUGGCGCCUCCCGCCCGGUAUUGCGUCCCCGGGGAGCGGCUGUGCAGCACAGAGGAGGCCACAGCUGGCAGCGGGACUUAUAUCCGGCACGGCUUCAUCUUCUCCUCGCUGGCUGGCUGCCUGGAGAAGAGGAGCGAAGGGAGUGGGCUACCUGUGGUGUCAGUGGUGAGAGAUGCCGAGGCCCAGCUCCUGCCCGAUGUGGGGGAUGUGGUGACAUGCAAGGUUUGCAGCAUUAACUCCCGUUUUGCCAAGGUGCACAUUCUGUACGUCGGCUCCACACCACUGAAGUCCACCUUCCGGGGAACCAUACGGAGAGAAGAUAUUCGAGCCACGGAGAAAGAUAAGGUAGAAGUGUACAAGAGCUUCCGCCCCGGUGACAUAGUCCUGGCCAAAGUCAUCUCACUGGGGGAUGCGCAGUCCAACUACCUGCUGAGCACGGCGGAGAACGAGCUGGGGGUGGUGGUGGCACGCAGUGAGGCAGGAGUGCAGAUGGUGCCCAUCAGCUGGUGUGAGAUGCAGUGCCCGCGGACGCACACCAAGGACUUCCGUAAGGUGGCCCGCGUGCAGCCACAGUUUCUGCAGACCUAGCAGUCCCCUCGCCCUGGGGGUCUGCUGGGCAGGGGUCUGAAGGCCUGGAGCAGUUGGAUGGGCUAUCACUUGCAGGAUGGAUUUUCUCUUUGUGACUAAUAAAUAUUUUUUGA
Molecule: messenger RNA, 782 nt
Organism: Cuculus canorus (common cuckoo)
Lineage: Eukaryota; Metazoa; Chordata; Aves; Cuculiformes; Cuculidae
Gene: EXOSC1
Product: exosome component 1
Exons: 8
Coding region: 82-669 (195 amino acids)
Biological process (GO): RNA processing
Cellular component (GO): nuclear exosome (RNase complex); cytoplasm
Molecular function (GO): RNA binding
Source: RefSeq, a predicted model, not a curated record